AUGAACAGUUUCACCGAGAGGGCAGCUGCACGCUUCGACGGAAAGUUCCUCAACGAUGUCUUCUUUAUAGAAGUUUUCUGUGGAACCAGCCGUUUGACGGCGUGUGUCAGAGCAGGCGGGCUGCCUGACAGUUUUGGAGUUGAUCACAAGAUCCACAAACAGGCCAAGAGCCCUGUGGUUAAGCUGGACCUCGUUCAAAACGACCAGCUCGCUUUGCUUUGGAGCUUUGUGGAGGACCCUGCAUGCGCUGGGGUGCAUUUGGCACCGCCAUGCGGGACAAGUUCGCGUGCCCGUGAAAUCGUUCUGGAGGGCCGGAAAGCACCACGACCGCUCAGGAACGAGACUUGUCCUGACGGGAUCCCUUCCCUCCAAGGGAGUGAAAAAGUCCGAGUUUUUCAGGCAAACCGCCUCUAUUCCAUCACUGGAGAGAUUUUCAGACGUUGUACACAAUUGGGCGUCCCAGCAUCCGUGGAGAAUCCGGCAAGGAGUUGGAUGUGGGAGACGUCCUUCUGGCUGGAUAGCGUGGGUGCUACCACAUUCUAUGAGACAUACUGCCAUCAUUGCAUGUAUGGAUCGAGCAGAAAGAAGUGGAACAAGUUUGUUCACAACUUUGUCGAGCUGAGCGGAGUUUCGGCCUUGUGUGAUGGGACUCACGAACAUUUGCCCUGGGGCUAUUCUCAUGAUGGAAAUUUUUCCACCAGCGAAGAAACAGCCUAUCCGUGGAAGCUUUGCAAAGCUCUCAGUCAUGCUUACGCUGCAGCCUGGUUUGCAUACGGAGCAAUUGGCGCACCGUUGGAGCUUGAAGCCGUCGUGAAUCAGCACGAGCUGCAGUUGGCGCAGAGCUACGCCAACAAGCAAACCAGGAAACGGAUUCCCCCGCUGGUCAAGGAAUUUCGUGAGAUCGUGGUUCUGCAAGGGCCUUCUUCGUUAUUGCCGGUCGACAAGCUUGACUCAGACUGGGCUAUUCCUCUGCAGUUCAAGCAGAACCCGGAAGUGAAAGUGCUGCCCAGCGGAUCGCGUAUGCUGAGGGUCCAGAACACGGGGGGUCAGGCGGGCCCCUCAGAAGGCAACGAAUUGGAGAAGGCUGCGCCCUUUGAUUCAAGUUUUGAUGACACUCUUGAACCAGAUUGCGAAGCCGUGUUUGGGGUUCCUUGGAGUGUGGAUGAGUUCCUCGAAAGGGCUGCGAGCCUUGUCCACCCCAGAAACUUGCAUUCCGGAGUGCCGAUCGAGCUCAAGGAUGCCAUUGAUUGGGCUUCUUGGAGGAGCUCUUGUGACAUGCGAAAUUUCAGAAUCGGGGUGAUCAAGGAGUGGCUACUUCUUGCAAGGGAUCUCAACAGUGCAGAGAAGGAAAUCAGGUUGAGCCUUGAACCCCAUGUUAGGACUGUGCUCGGGCAGAAGCGUUUGAAGCUUUUCGAACACAUGCUACGGCAAAGUGGCCAUGGGGAUGUCAGUUUGGUGGAUGACAUCAUGAAGGGCUUUGACAUCGCGGGUGACAUUCCUAAAUCCGCAGUCUUCAGGAAGAAGUUCAGGCCUGCAGAGCUGACUGUUGAUUCGUUGAGACGGAACGCCAAAAGGGUCAGGAGUGGCAUUUUGCAAUCUGUCCAUGCUGAGGGAGAUCGAUUGGGAUCGGACCAUGAACUGGCGCAAGCAGUUUACGAUGCGACCAUGAAGGAGCUGUCUUUGGGCUACCUGCGCGGCCCCUACGCCGAGUCCGACUUGGGGCCCGAGUGUUCCAUCACGAGGAGAUUUGGUGUGAGGCAGGGACAGAAAGUUAGACCCAUUGACAAUUACACUGAGUCGCAACUGAAUCAGACGACCACUGUUCAUGAGACCAUAACUCUGCAUACUGCGGAUGUGAUUGCGGCGGCGUCUUCGUACAGGCUGGGGUUGACGGAUUGCACUGACAGAAGGUGUUUGCAAGGGAAGAGCUGGGAUUUGAAACGUGCGUACAAACAGCUCCCACUUUCGAAGCGCGCUCUUCAAGACAGUUACCUCGCAGUCUUGAACCCGAAGUCUUUGGAAGUUGAACUCUUUGGCCAGUAUGUCUUGCCUUUUGGAUCUACAGCAUCUGUCAACUGCUUCGGUCGCCUCAGUUACGCGUUGUGGAGAACCGCGGUGGUAUGUCUGCGAAUCCAUUGGACGGUUUUCUUUGAUGACUUUCUCUGCGUGGAGGAGAAGGCCUUGUGCGAGCACACUCAGUGGGUCGUGGAUACAUUCUUCAGACUUACUGGCUGGGAAAUCUCCGAGGACAAGGAGUUCCCCUUUGGCAGUGAAAUGGUCGCUUUGGGACUGGUGGUUGAUUUGUCCAAUGCUUCACGAGGUUUCUUCAGCCUUGCCAAUACUGAGAAACGGAAACGUGAGGUGACAGAGGAAAUCGAUUGCGUGAUCAAAAGGGGGAGCCUGAGCGCGAACGAGGCCCUCAGUGUCAGAGGCCGGUUGCAGUUUGCGGAAAAUCAGAUCUGCGGGAGGAGAUCGGUUCUAGCCAUGCGGGCCAUAUCGCGUCACGCUUCGUCGAGCGGGGGCAGACUGGGAACGCGUUUGGUUGAGUCUCUGAUGUACUUGAAGAUGAGAGUUGGGGGCAUGGGUCCGCGAAUGAUUCGUGCAGGCGCGGUUGAUACCUUGCAUGUCUAUGUUGAUGCAUGUUGCGAGCAGCAGAGCAGUGUUCCAGCAGGCCUUGGAGGAGUCCUGAUUGAUCCGAACAAAGGAACGCAAAGCUUCUACAGUUUGAUGUUGGACGGGGCGCAACUGCUGCGGUUCAACACUACCGGGAGUCAAAACCCAAUUUUCGAGUUGGAGCGCAUGGCGAUCUUCAUUUCUUUGCACACCUGGCGCAACGUACUGCGCGGCAAGAACUUGGUGGUUUUCACGGACAAUCAAGCGGCUCAGGCAUGCUUCGUGAAAUGCUUCAGUGAGAAUUCAGUUGGAAUGGGAAUCAUUCUUGCGAGUUGCGAGGAAGAGGAACGAAUGGAGGCUUGUUGUUGGUUUGAGCGAGUCAACACCGCCUCGAAUGUUGCGGACUCACCCUCUCGCAACGAUACGGCUCGGUUCAGACAGGAGGACAGAGCUGACUUGAUGGAGUGGGAUGAGUAUGUUUGCCUGUGCGAGCUUGCCUACGAAAGGCAUGGGGUGGUGGCUUCUGCGGCAAGUGUCGCUUGA
Molecule: messenger RNA, 3156 nt
Organism: Effrenium voratum
Lineage: Eukaryota; Dinophyceae; Suessiales; Symbiodiniaceae
Source: the annotation of a GenBank genome assembly